Messenger RNA from Saitoella complicata NRRL Y-17804, 1566 nucleotides. RefSeq names its product serine/threonine-protein kinase chk1. Gene Ontology annotation, biological process: protein phosphorylation; mitotic G2 DNA damage checkpoint signaling. Gene Ontology annotation, molecular function: protein kinase activity; ATP binding. The record is from RefSeq and is a predicted model, not a curated record. NCBI's taxonomy places the organism in Eukaryota, Fungi, Ascomycota, Saitoellomycetes, Saitoellales, Saitoellaceae. Gene Ontology annotation, cellular component: site of double-strand break; cytoplasm; nucleus. Bases 1 to 1566 code for a protein of 521 amino acids. The transcript is spliced from 2 exons.
AUGUCAAUUGAUCAGCAUUUUCAGCUGCCAGAGCAGCUGCCUUUUCAUUGCGGUGCGACAAUCGGUCGUGGUUCCUACGCAACGGUCAAACUCUGCCGCUACGACCAAAGACCAGACGUCUACGCCGUCAAAUUCAUCAACAAACCCGUCGCAAUAUCUCCCCAAGGCGGCCUAACCCUCAAACAAAUCGGUGCCGAAGUCCAACUCCACAAACUCUGCACAGGACACCCCAACAUCGUCGACUUUAUCGACUCGGAUGAAGACAAUAUCUGGCGAUGGGUCGUGAUGGAGUGGGCCCGUGGUGGUGAUCUGUUUGAUAAGAUUGAGCCGGAUGUUGGGGUUGAGCCUGAUAUUGCGCAUUUUUAUUUUCAGCAGAUGAUUGCUGGGGUACGGUUUUUGCAUGAGAGGGGUGUUGCGCACAGAGAUAUCAAGCCUGAGAAUGUCUUUUUGGAUGGGGAUGGGAAUCUCUUGAUUGGUGAUUUUGGGUUGGCGGCGAUGUUUAGGCAUAAGGGGAUUACAAAGUACGUGAAGGGGAAGGUUGGGUCAUUACCUUACUUGGCUCCAGAAGUGGUGAUGGCAGAGAAGUAUGAUGCGGCAAAGGUUGAUGUUUGGUCAUGUGGCGUGGUGCUGUUUGUGCUGUUGCUUGGGACAUGCCCGUGGGAUGAGCCGGCACCGUUCAAUCCUGAGUUUUCCCAUUAUGCUCGGGGAGGGCUUUAUGAGCCAUGGGAUAAGCUUGACCUCGAUGCAUUGGGGUUGGUGAGAGGGAUGUUAAUGGUUGAUCCGGAACGAAGGAUGACGAUUGAUGAUGUGGAGCGGCAUCCUUGGUUUACUCGUCGGAACCCUAUGAGGGCUGAUAACGGGCAGUGUACGGAUCCGCUUCUGCUGGCGACGAGAUUGCUGGAGAAGUUACAGGUGGAUCUGGAAGAAGCUGCAGCAAGGGCAAAGUCAGAUAGGUCAAUGUCUGACGUUACUAUCCGAUCUGGUGAUGCAUAUGAUUGGAGAGAAACGGGCUUCUCCGCGACACAACCAGAUUAUCGGAGGACCACGGAGUUUGACGAUAUUCGGAUGGGCAAUGGCUUUGUCUCCGCUUCGCAGCCUCAAGCACGGACUGUUCUUGUGGACGACGAGAUCCUGAAUUCGCUGGCGGAUGACCCAAGUAUGAGCCAGUUCUCUCCUACCCAGGGUAUCUCAGAAACCUUGACGCAGAAAGCGAGGAGGUUCAACGAUAUCUGUCCUGCUGAGCGUCUAACGCGAUUUUACGUUGCUGUGGAUCUUCCAACAUUCCUUCCCAUUCUGUCAAACGCACUACAAAGAAUGGGUGUUCCAAAUACAAACAUACCUUCUCUACAGCCAGCUGGAUUGACCGCAGCUACGGUACGAAUUCAACAUGUCGAUCAGCGAAAGCUUCAGAUGCAUGGUGAGAUUCAGGUUCAACGGUAUGCUAAGGGAAGGAAAGGAGACGUGUACACGGUGCAGUUCCAUAAGAAGGUCGGAGAUCCAUUGGAGUGGAGACGCUUCUUCAAAGGGAUUGCGAGGGAGUGUAGGGAGGUCAUUGUUACCGCUUAA